Molecule: messenger RNA, 3239 nt
Organism: Ostrea edulis (European flat oyster)
Lineage: Eukaryota; Metazoa; Mollusca; Bivalvia; Ostreida; Ostreidae
Product: nucleolar protein 4-like
Exons: 10
Coding region: 329-2236 (635 amino acids)
Source: RefSeq, a predicted model, not a curated record
GACGUCAAUUCUAUUUAGCUGUGUCCCGCCUUCUCAUUUUCACCUUCGCCGUACUCGAGAACAAACCUCGUACUGCGUAUGCCGCCACGUUUAUUCCCGAACGGGACCUUGUUUCUCUCGUUUUUGAUUGGUUGAGUUGAUUUGUCACCUCUGUCCCGCACUUUUUCCAACGUCCUAAUUAGUUCUGUCGGAUGUCUGGAUGUGACAGCUUAGAGCAGGCUGUGAAUUUGACGCGUGCUCACCGUCCAAAGUCAACGGGAAUUCUUCUAAAUUAGAAACUUGCCGUAUAUAAUUCUCUCUCUGUCCUGCCUGGUGACAAAGUAGCAAAAUGUCGUCUGCUGCGAGGGAUGUUGACAGCUCACGGUGCUCCGUUAACAAACGGGAGAUGUUUGAGACUUUCCAGACUUGGGCCCUCCAAAAUUAUGGGGACAGUGGUAAAACGAAGACGGUGACCCGUAAAAAAUACGACCGGAUUGUGAAAAUACUGACUGGCGAGGAACCAUCGACUGCAGACAAUUCUAAGUUCAGAUUUUGGGUGAAAGCUAAAGGAUUUCGUUUGGGACCUUCCGAAAAUACGGAAAGAGGAUACAAAAGAACGAUUUAUGUUCCUACAAAACCUGUGACGGAUCCAAACUGCAAUGACACGGACAAGGAUUUCAAGAAAGUCGCAAAGGUUGAAGAUUUCUUCGACAUUAUAUACAAUGUUCAUGUUGACAUGGAUGGAAGAGGUGGCAAACACGCUGGUCAAAAACGUACCUACAGAGCGAUUGCGGAGACUUAUGCGUUUUUGCCAAGAGAGGCAGUCACUCGGUUCCUCAUGUCCUGCUCCGACUGUCAGAAGAGAAUGCACAUGACGUCAUCGGAUGAAAGUCACAAUGUAGCGUCAUGCGAGUCAACUUAUAAACCGGAAACUACCAUGGAGGACCCACCCAUCAUUGACUUCACAGUUCCCAUCACACAGACGUACUUAAAUCACAUGAAACAGAAGGGCAUCGCGAUGGACACUGGAGCAACUGACGAGGAAAGCAUGUCCAGUGUUGAUAGCACAGCAGGAAGUCGAGACGGAAGUCCGGCCCUAUCUGACGACACCGCCACCAACCAUAGAUCCACCCCUAAAGAAGAUAGCCCUAUGGCGGAUGAAGAUGCAAGCCUUUCUUUUACAAUGUCUAAGUCUCCUUCGUCGCGGUCUGAAGACCGUGGUCAUUCUGAAAGAAAAAGAAGAGCCAGCGAGGACAGCUGUGAGAGUUCGACAAAGUUAAGUGAGAGUGGAAUUAAUGAAGAAUCCGCCUGUAAAGAUGAAGAUGACGAUGAUGAUAAUGAAGACGAUGAUAAAAUGCCGACUGGACAGGAUAUUGACCCCGAGAGACUCAAAGCCUUUAAUAUGUUUGUUCGCCUCUUUGUGGAUGAAAACUUGGACAGAAUGGUUCCAAUAUCAAAGCAACCAAAGGAUAAAAUUCAGGCUAUCCUGGAGGCCUGUGAUCGGCAAUUCCCGGAAUUUCACAUCAGAUCUCGUAAAAGAAUUCGCACAUACCUCAAAUCUUGCCGUCGCAUGCGCAGAUCAAAAGAACAAAAUGGAUGGGAACCCCAACAGAUGCGGCCAACUCCUCCACAUCUAACAUCAGCUGCAGCAGAGAGCCUUCUUGCACAGGCCUGCGAAAAUGAGAGCCAAAAUGCUAAGCGCAUGCGUCUUGGACUUGAGCCACUUCCGGCCACUUCGAUGAACCCCAACAGUUCCACAACAAAUAGUCAAUCUCAGGCAACUCCUCAGCAGCAGCAGCAGUCAACACCCGCGCCUUCUCCUCAUUCCCAGUCCUCGUCAAAUCAAACAUCACCUCAGUCUCAACAAUCCGCAUCACAAGUAGAUAGACACGCUCACACUAACAAUGACUUCUUGCGUCAUCAGCCACCGCCUCCUGCAUUUAGGCCAGCCCCAGAAUUCCAUCCACCAUUUUUCACAAACGGAAAUGGACUAUUUCGUCCUGGAUUUCCAGGAUAUCAACAUCCGGCGCACCACCACCCCCCAGUCCUGUCACACAGCGCACUGAACCCGACCUCGGUUCAAAACGGUAAGCUAAGUCCCACUGAUCUUAGCAUGAAGAAACAAUCGUCCAAGAGCCAGUUAAGUGCGGGAGAAAUCGCCACGAUAAAGCAGCUGAUUGGCGGCUACCGCGAGUCGGCUGCCUUUCUCUAUCGUUCAGCAGACGAACUCGAACAGUUACUUCUUCAACAAAACUAAUUGCAGAUAUGGUUUGCCUUGGUUUACUUUUAUACCUCAGUUCCUUUAUGGUGUUUUCUGUAUAAGGAAGCAUUAUGCCACUUUGUCUUGCGAUCAGAGGCGCGUGCAGCAGAUAUGAGUUAAUUAUUGCUACAUGUAAUUAUAUAUAUAUGAACAGUGCAUUUGGUGUAGAUGAUAUAUGUAUGAUUUUGUUGUUCGAUUUCUGAAAAGAAUUUUAAAUAUUUUGAAUGUAUGAAUAUUUAAUAGUGCUGAAGUACCUAAGUUGUAAAGAAGAAACAUUGCAUUGUGAUGUGAAGCGUGAACUACAUAUACAUGUAUACCAUUUCAUUCUAACAUUUCAAUUUCAAUACUUCCUUGCGGCAUAUUUAUUUAAGGAAUCACUGUCUAGUUGUUGGGUAUGCAAGGUUUAUUACCUAUAUAAUUUUCAUAUCGGCAAUGCCGUUAUACAUAAAUUAUCACGUUUGCUUAUUGUAGGUAAUCACAUCACAUACCCAACUAUCUAGACGGUCAUGUCUUUUAUUUAUAUUUGAAGUAUAAAUGAAAAUAUUAAAUCGAUAUAUCAAAAAUAUUGCAUAAUAGAAAUUGAAAUGAAUGCCACAUUCCAUGUUAAUUUCCAUAGCCCCUCCCACUGACGUCAUUAAUUUGCUUGCAAGUGAGAAAUUUCCACCCAGUUGAUUAACACAUUGAAGCUUCAAAGGUUAUCGCAGUCGGACGUGUAAAUAUUGAAGAAUUCUUUUGACUGUUCAUGUGUUCGUUAGGACUUUUGUUAGAGAUUUUGUAAGAUUCUAUAGAUAAGUCACUUUAAUGACUGUGCACGAUUGUACACUGUUUCCAAUACAACCCCUGUAAGUUUUUAUCUUCUACUAGUAUACCAUGUACCUCUGGUGCUUAUCGUCCCAAUUUACUGUGAUUGCCUAUAGGAUAGAAUUUCAAAUGAGUGUCAUAGUUUUGUUUUGUGGAAAUUUAGUCGUAAAUAUGUAUAUAUAAAUAUAUAUGAGCUAUA